AUGACGCUCGACGUUCUGCACUUCAUUGACAGCAAGGGGGGCAAUGCUGAGGAGAUCCGCGAGUCGCAGCGCAAGCGCGGGCACUCGGUCGAGUUAGUCGACGAGGUCAUCCAGAUGUACCAGGACUGGGUGAAGAUCGACUUCGAGGCGAACAAUCUCGCGAAGCAGGUGAACGCACUGCAGAAGGAGAUCGGGCAGAAGAAGAAGGCAAAAGAGAACGCAGACGAUCUGGUCGCGCAGAAGAAGGAGCUGGAUCAGAAGGUCGCGGCGAAGAAGCAGGAAUCGAAAGACUUUGAGAUACUCCUCAAGAAGAAAGCGCGCGGUGUCGGCAACAUUGUGGGCAAGAACGUCCCCGUCAGCCAAACUGAGGACGACAAUGUCACCGUCCGCACUUGGUUCCCCUCUGGCGAGACAGACGAGCCCCCUGCUCGGCCCGGUAUCCUCGCACAUCACGAAGUGCUCCUGCGUCUCGAUGCUAUGGACCUUGAGAGAGGUGUCAAGGUCUCCGGUCACCGGGGAUACUACCUCACUGGCGAUGGCGUCGAUCUCAACCAAGCGCUCAUCUCGUACGGCCUCGACUUCCUGCGCAGCAAGAGCUACCGGAAAAUCCAGCCGCCAUUCUUUAUGAACAAGGAGCAGAUGGCAAAGACCGCACAGCUUGACCAGUUCGACGAGGAACUCUACAAGGUCAUCGCGGACGACGAUGAGAAGUACCUCAUCGCCACCUCUGAACAGCCUAUUUCGGUCUUGCACUCCGAUGAAUGGUUCGAGAGCCCGGAGACGCAGCUGCCCAGGAUGUACGCUGGUUACUCGACGUGCUUCCGCAAGGAGGCGGGUGCCGCUGGCCGCGAUAUGUGGGGCAUCUUCCGCGUCCACCAGUUCGAGAAGGUUGAGCAGUUCUGCAUCACGGACCCAGCGAAGAGCUGGGAGAUGUUCGACACAAUGAUUGGCAACAGCGAGGAGUUCUACCAGAGCUUAGGCCUGCGUUAUCGCGUCGUGGCGAUUGUGUCUGGCGCGCUCAACCUUGCUGCCGCGCAGAAGUACGACCUUGAGGCAUACUUCCCCUUCCAAAAGGAGUACAAGGAGCUGGUCUCCUGCUCGAACUGCACUGACUACCAGGCACGACGAUUGGAGGUGCGCUGCGGGCUGAAGAAGCAGGAUCAGACCCGUAAGGUGUACGUACACAUGCUGAACGGUACAUUGUGCGCUACCGAGCGUGCUCUGUGCUGUCUCGUGGAGAACUGGCAGACGCCUGAGGGCCUCGUCAUCCCUCCCCCUUUGCGCCCAUACAUGCAAGGGCGCGAGUUCCUGCCGUUCGUGCGAGAAUUGCCGAAGAACAUUCAGAAGAAAUCGCAGGCAUAG
Messenger RNA from Schizophyllum commune H4-8, 1362 nucleotides. Its product is annotated as serine-tRNA ligase. Gene Ontology annotation, cellular component: cytosol. The transcript is spliced from 8 exons. Gene Ontology annotation, biological process: seryl-tRNA aminoacylation. The record is from RefSeq and is a predicted model, not a curated record. The coding region runs from base 1 to 1362 and encodes 453 amino acids. Gene Ontology annotation, molecular function: tRNA binding; ATP binding; serine-tRNA ligase activity. NCBI's taxonomy places the organism in Eukaryota, Fungi, Basidiomycota, Agaricomycetes, Agaricales, Schizophyllaceae.